AUGGUCGCUCGAAUGGGUCUCGCGCUGACACCAGCGGAGGCGACGCAAGCUGAAGUGUUCUUCAGGUUUUAUUACUACUUUGAGAACUUUCUCUACUUCUCCGCGACGACCCUAUGCUGUUACGACUGGUGCCUGACACUAGGUCGUGAAAUCGACCUUAUAUGGAAGAGCGAGCAAUCGCUCGUUACGAUACUCUUCUACGGUUUACGCUACCCCGCGGUCCUGAACACCGUCAUAGAACUGCUCAGCCGCAUCACGUGGCGGAGUUGGCAGUCUAACGCGAGGUUCGCAGUCGCAUUGCUUGCUCCGUAUCGCAGUCAAUAUCAAUUAAAUGAAUCCUCUUACAGCUGCGCGAUCCUGCUGCGCACCCAAGUUGCCUUUGCGGCGAUUAUCCUGACCAGCGCUGCUGUCUUCGCGUCCUUACGUAUCUAUGCAGUUUUCGAUCGAAAUCGCUGGAUAGCCAUCGCCGUCCUUCUUCUCGGCUUGAUUUAUCCGUUCAUCGUCGUCUUUGUCUUCUCAUACUCCACCCCUGUCGUGAGUGGCUUCCUCGGAUACCAAGUCUGCACCAUAGGAACGGCGGGAGGUGAUGCCACCGAUGACGUUGAUUGGAGUACGUGGGCGCACUUCAUGAUGGGCGCACGGGCGGCAGCGCUGCUCUCCGACGGCUUGGUGAUGGUGCUCACAGCGUUCAAAACAUUUCGAAUCAAGACCCGCACGUCGGUCACUUCGAGGGGCAGGAUGGUUACGGAUAUCAUGCUCCGAGACACACUACUGUACUUUACUUUGCUCUGUAUCGUCAACAUCACCGGUAUAGCGACUGGGCACAUGAACAUCACGAUCGGUGGCUUAUAUUGCACAUGCGAGUUCAUCGAAGUCUGGCAGCUUUGGUCGACUAUUUUGACCUCCGUGCUGCUUACGCGCCUGACGCUUGACCUGAGAGACGCCGGUCCUUUAGGGUCGGACAGGUCAGGGACGACUAGUACCCAAGGUGGCUCCGAACCUGCCACGCUAGACGGGGAGAGCCACGAAACUAUCGAACUAGACACGGGAAUCUCGCCGAUUUGGAUGAGCACCCACACUGGCACGGAUGCCGCAGUCAUUGAUCAAGAAGUAGCGACCGUACCUCCGGAAUAA
This is a messenger RNA of Rhodofomes roseus, 1134 nucleotides long. RefSeq lists its product as uncharacterized. The record is from RefSeq and is a predicted model, not a curated record. The transcript has 12 exons. Bases 1 to 1134 code for a protein of 377 amino acids. Lineage: Eukaryota; Fungi; Basidiomycota; Agaricomycetes; Polyporales; Fomitopsidaceae.